AUGACGACUGGCCUCCUAAGCCGCCAGUUAGAAGAUAUCAGAAAUACGCUUAUCAAAGCGAGUGACCGGCGGGAGCCAGAGUUGCGAAACCGAGCGCAGCUGGUUAUGGGACGGGUGGCCAUGGGCGAGAACGAAGGCCUCCGUACUACCAAGCAGGACGUGACGGCCCUCCGCGGAGCCACCGACCGAGAGUGUUCGGCUAUGACUCGCCUGGUCACCGUUCACCACGAGACUUGUGAGCUUGUUGAGCUAGAAGCUAUGCUUCCAGAAAUCAAGGGGAGCAUACCAGAGUCAGGACAGGAACUAUCCAGGGGUGUUGAUGGCGACUUUGAGUUCGCCCGCGGAGGACCUUUCCAUUCACUAGAUUGCCAACCCACGCCAUAUGCUGGUUCGCUUAGUCCGGAGAUCGCGCCGUAUGCUGUGGCGCUCAUGCUCGAGACGUCUAGUUGCAAGUGGGAACACGUCAAAAGCAGGAGCACGUACUUGUUUAGUAGCAACACAGAUGAAAGCCAUGACAAACGGGAAUUGGAGAAUAUGAUUCGGAACGAGAAUGGAUGUCUCAUUGGUCACGGUGGUUACGUUACAGGCGAAGAGGACAAGAAACGCCAACUUACCCGCCGUCUCAUUAUCUACAAUCUAGCUGCAGACGUGGAUGAGAAAUCCAUCUUGGUUUUCCUGGCCAAGUACCGAUCAAAUCUUCUCAGGGUUACCCUCCUUUCAGAACGCGAUCCAGUCAAGGGAACAAGGACUGCACAUGUCGAUAUGGAUUCGAGGAGAGCUGCAGUAUAUGCUUCGUUCCAUUAUGGACACAUUUUUGGCCUAAUGGUCAAGACUAAGCUGGCAGUGGAAUAA
This is a messenger RNA of Bipolaris oryzae ATCC 44560, 852 nucleotides long. RefSeq lists its product as uncharacterized. The record is from RefSeq and is a predicted model, not a curated record. The transcript has 4 exons. NCBI's taxonomy places the organism in Eukaryota, Fungi, Ascomycota, Dothideomycetes, Pleosporales, Pleosporaceae. The coding region runs from base 1 to 852 and encodes 283 amino acids.